GGCGCGGCCAUGGCGUCGUUCGGCUCUCUGAAGAACGCCAUCUUCGAAAGAGAAGAGAGAAAACAACAGUACCAGGCUCAUGUGCGAGGGCUUAAUGCUUACGAUCGCCACAAGAAGUUUAUGCAUGAUUAUGAGCGACAACAUGGCCAUUGACCCGUUGCUCUAAGAAUUGUUAAAAAAAACUCAUUAAGUUAGCUUAUUAGCUAACAGACGGACUUGAAGGAAGCUUGCAAAUAUUGAGCCCCUUAUUUGCACAUCCUGGAGUCCUAAAGCAAAAGAAUGAUGAACAGUUUCCUUCACUAAGAUGACAGGAGGCUACAGUCAUCCUAACAUACAGUUUGAUGCAAGAAAUAUUUCAGUUCAUUUCUACGGGAAAAAUAAAACUGGGGGAGAAAAAUUUCCUAUCAAGACUGAUCAAGACACCUUGAGGGAGGGCUACCGGUUCAUUCGUUCGGAAGAAGAUGACAUGGAUACAUCAUGGGAGCAGAAGCUCGUGAAGCGAUAUUAUGAUAAGCUUUUCAAAGAAUACUGCAUAGCUGAUAUGACACAAUACAAAAGUGGGAAGAUUGGUCUCAGGUGGCGUACGGAGAAGGAAGUAAUAUCUGGGAAAGGGCAGUUCAUAUGCGGUAACAAGCAUUGUGAUGAGAAGGAUGGUUUAGCAAGCUAUGAGGUGAACUUUUCUUAUUUUGAAGCAGGAGAAAACAAACAAGCCCUUGUAAAGCUGGUAACUUGUGAGAGAUGCUUAAAAAAGCUUCACUACAAGAGAAAGAAAGAAAAGGAGAAACAGGAAAGGAAGGAGCAAGAUAUGUCCAAAAGGAAGAGGUCAAGUGAUGACAACUCAGAUAGUGAGGAUGAAGGGAGCAGAACGAGGAGAAAAGGAAAGAAGGCCUCAACAUCAUAUGGGGAUCAUAAAGCUCACGACAAAGAAGACUUUGAUGAAUAUCUGGAGGGAAUGUUUCCAUAAUGAUCUUGAUGAAUAUGGGCCUCAGGACUACACUUUCAGCCUCGACGAUUAUUAUUUUCAGCGAUCCGCUUCCUUGAAACCUUUUUGAAGACGACAAAUGGCUGUGGGUUGUACGCAUACACCUUUUUAUUUUUUUGGGAAACUUGUAUCUUAACAUAAAACAUCAUGUUCAUGUGGUUCUCGAAAUUGUUUAAUUGUAUUGCAGCCUUGUCAUGAUCUAUAUAUCUUGUUCUGUUAUAUGAGCUGUGUGCAGCAGGGGUUUUUGCUCAGAACCAUUUGUACAAAAGCUUCUUUCCUUUGGGAGUGAUAGGAAAAUUGAACGAUCAAUCGAACAUUGGUUUGUCGAUUUUGAAUCAUCAGAAGCUUGGAAGUCUCCUAUUGUA
Molecule: messenger RNA, 1347 nt
Organism: Benincasa hispida (wax gourd)
Lineage: Eukaryota; Viridiplantae; Streptophyta; Magnoliopsida; Cucurbitales; Cucurbitaceae
Source: RefSeq, a predicted model, not a curated record